Messenger RNA from Nilaparvata lugens (brown planthopper), 5883 nucleotides. RefSeq names its product beta-1,4-galactosyltransferase 7 (gene beta4GalT7). The transcript is spliced from 5 exons. The coding region runs from base 313 to 1293 and encodes 326 amino acids. Gene Ontology annotation, molecular function: xylosylprotein 4-beta-galactosyltransferase activity. Gene Ontology annotation, biological process: carbohydrate metabolic process; proteoglycan biosynthetic process. The record is from RefSeq and is a predicted model, not a curated record. NCBI's taxonomy places the organism in Eukaryota, Metazoa, Arthropoda, Insecta, Hemiptera, Delphacidae.
GAAUAAAAUAAAAGAAGAAAGAACAAUGAAGUUUCUAGUUUCCACCUUCUUUUUAUAAUGUUGUGGAAGAGCUGUGCAUCCUUUACUAAUUGUUAAUUUUUGCAGAUCUAUUAUAGUGACUCAUGUGAUUGAAGUAUAUACGAUUUUGUAUUUAACUUAGCCUUCUAGACUAGCAAUUUUUCAAACGAUUCUUUAAUACUGUACUUGAAGUUGAACAAUCAAAUUUGGUCUUUCAAUCAUAACCUCAAUUUGUUUGCCGCCAGCUAAUCUUCUGUAAAACCUGAAUGGAAUAUUUUCUAAAUUCUAGUUGACAUGAAAUAUUCACCAUUCUUCUCUCCAGAAGUCUGUUUGAGAUUAUUUCGUAUAAAAAGAAUUUUAUGCUGUAUACUUGUUACGUUCGUAAUUGGGUGUUUGAUCUCUCUUUCAUCUUUGACGCCAGAUGAAUGCCAUUGCAACGGUGAACCGUCUAAACAGCAAUAUCACUUGAACAAUAAAGGACAUAAAUUGGGGAUUGUUGUGCCAUUCCGAGAUAGAUUUGAAGAGCUGCUUGAAUUUGUUCCUCAUUUACACAAUUUUCUAAACGCUCAGAAUCUUAAUCAUGCUAUUUAUGUUAUAAACCAGGUGGAUCAGUACAGAUUCAACAGAGCGUCUCUGAUCAACGUCGGCUUCACGAUGGCCGUGACGGAAGGAGGCUGUGAUUACAUUGCAAUGCAUGAUGUCGAUCUUCUGCCCAUGAAUCCAUUGCUCUCCUACGCAUAUCCUCACAAUGGCCUCUUCCACGUUGCAUCGCCUCAGCUGCAUCCGCGCUACCAUUAUUCAACGUUUGUUGGAGGCAUACUACUAGUCAAAAGAGAGGAUUUCGAAAAAGUGAAUGGAAUGAGCAACAAAUACUGGGGAUGGGGCCUUGAAGACGAUGAAUUUUUUGUUAGACUGAAGGAAGCUGGCUUAAACAUCAGUCGUCCUGGCAACCUUACCUCAGGGAUUGAGGGAACAUUCAGGCACAUGCAUGAUCGCGUUUGGAGAAAAAGAGACAUGGCGAAAUGCUACAACCAGAGAGAGGUAACGCGUCGUCGGGACCGGAUGACUGGAUUGAACGAUGUUAAGUAUAUAAUACAAUCAAAGUAUAAAUUGACCAUCAAUACGGCUUCAGUUGAUGUCAUUAAUGUGGCAUUGAAGUGUAAUCGCACUAUGACUCCAUGGUGUCUGUGUAGUGAAGAAAAUAAAUCUAGUACAGGCUACUCAAAAAACAGUAAGGAUAAACUUAAACAAAAGAAUUCAAAGUCGGUUAGGUGACAUCAGUCUGAAAAACAGUGAUUCAUUUGCGAUCAAAACCUUGUUAUUAUGGAUAGCUUAUUGUUAUUAGUCCCUCGUACUCGUAGUCAUCGUUUUAAUUUGAAUUGUAACUUAUAUUGAGCGCUGUAGCUCUAAUAUGUUUUAAGUUGUGUUAGGUAUAGUACAGUAUAUAAGGUUGUAUAGUGUUAAGGCUCCUUGCAAUGGUUUCUGAAUUAAGAUUAAUUUUUAUUAUCUAGUUUUCCACACUACAUCUAGAAUAUUGUUAUUGCUUUUUGGAUUUUCUCAAUCCAAUAAAUUGGAAAUCUGUGAACAAUAACCUAAGUUAAUUAUAAGUGGGUCUCUUUGUAGCAAUACACGGGAUUAAACACGUAAAUCUAAGUCAACAAUGAUGUCUUUAGGUGACGAUACAAUAAUAAUGAAGAAAUGGUAAAUAUAGAAAAUAUAGGUACAUUGAAUGCUUGCUUCUGUAAAGAGAAACAUUUUUAUACUCUUCAAUAUUUUAUAAUUAUUUUCUAAUGAUUCAAAUUGGAAGUGUAUAAUAAUAUAAUAACACUCUCUCGAAGUCAUUAAAAAAAAUUAAUAUUGCAAUUCAAUAAGCCAUUCAAAUUCACACUAAACUUGCAAGUGCCUAAAUUAAGGAGUUCUCUAAAAUGGAAUGAUAAUAUCAAUGGCACAUUAAGUCGAAUUCUUAUUGCGCAGUGAUUUGAAAGGUGUGAACUGAUAUUAUAUUGAAUAGAUUUGAGCAAUUUUCUCCCAACCUAUUUCAUUUUUUAUGCCAUCUUUGAAUCGUAAUUCCUCAUGUUUAAUACAACCUUUAUUUAUUUUUUCAUUUUCGAUUGUAACUCAACUGAAGCUCAUCCCAUGCACGAAAAUAUUCAGUCAUAUCAAUAAGUCAAUUCCUUCUAUAUGAGUUUCUAAUUAUUUGCGGUAAACUUCUGGUGGAUAAAUAUUCUCAUGUUUUCUAUUCAGCCAAAUUCUUGGUCCGAAUCUAAUAAUAAAAUUGUUGUUUUGACCUGCUGCGGAGUCACUGCAUAUGAGAUCAUCUUAUGAUUCGACCUCAUUGUCAAAUUCUAAAGAAGUAUGAUAUGAGCUGCAAAUUUCUUUGCUCCCUCUACUAACAAAAGCCUCAGUCCAGGUACAAAAGCUAGCUAGAUUGCUAGAUUUAUUGACGAUGCGCAUUCCAAAAUAAUUGUAAAACCACUGCUUUAGAAUUCCUUGAAAGUUGAAAGUUCAGAAAUGUCAUUGAAUAUCUAUAUCAUAAUAUAUAUUUGAUUCAUUCUUGGCCUUCUCCCUGUCAGUGUUCUCAUAACAUGGUAGGCAGCAUUGUAGUUGAGAAUUUUCAGAAUUAGCUUCAUCAGAAUCGCAAGUGCUGCAAGUAUCACUCGUAGGCAUAGACAAUAUUAUAAGUUAGUGAAACUCAAUUUACACAAUAAUUUAUUGUGUUUACACUCACAAUUUCAUCUACAAUUUACUUAAUAAUUUUUCUCUCCCAUUAAUCCAAUGGAUUUUUCACCUCUGUAACAAUUCCUUUAGCUCCAGGAAUAUAAACAUUCAAAUUUCUGGCUAGUGGACUUCCCCUUCGAACUGGCUCAUUUAACCUCAAUCUAUGGAAAUUUUUCCCUACUAGAGUUGCGACGUUCUGUUGUCGAUCUGGUACAGGUUCAGAUUUUGGAAAAGGAUUUUCAUCCACACUUUCAAAGUCUGAAGGUUUACUCUCUUCUGAAACAAAAUCAGGAUCCUUGUCACCAUCAUCACGUUCAAAAAUACUAUCUUCAUCUUCUGAUGCAAUAGUAUAUUCUGAGUUUAUUCAUGAGUUGCUGUAGUAUAUUCAAAUUAAACAAUUUAAAUGUUCUGGGAAAUAGUUUAAAGCUUCAGCUAUUUUGAAUUAUUCAGGUAUGAUAAAUUUUGUAAUGUAAAAACGUUUCCAAUUAUAGAGAUGAGAAAAUGAAAACUGCGACUAUGCCCUGUUUUGGAAAGCCAAUUAUCUGACUCCAGCUGUGUAAAGUCCAGAACUUAGCCAAAUCCCAAGCUUGAAAACCGGCCCUAAUAGUAUAUCAGCAUUUUUGUCACAUCCAUGGUCUUCAAAUAAUUUCUCAGCAUCCUUGUCACAUCCAUGGUCUUCAAAUAAUUUCUCAGCAUUCUCUUCACGUCCAUAAUCUUCAUGACUUUUUCGUUCUGUCAUCUCCAGGAACAAUUCAGUUGAAAGUUUGAAUGAAAGCUGCACCACCCUCCCCUACUUAAAAGAUAAAAAUGUUUCGUUUUAGACGAUUAGUUAUUAAGCAAGAUGACAUAAAUAGUAUAAGUUGUUUACUAUUCAAAAUCCUACAUUAUUUAUACAGGAACUUGGCCCUCCUGGUUUUGGCUGCGAAUUUCUGUAUGACUACAUUGAAGAAGUCAUCCUUCUCUCUCAAAGACUCCAAUAGCUCCUUCUCUAUCGACAUUAGAGCAAGAUUACUCAAUCGUUCUUCUGGCUGGAUCUUUUAUAGGUGUGGAUCUUUUUGAGUGCAGAAAAACUGCGCUCCACGAAUCUUGUGGUUGCUGGAAUUGUGCAGGUCAAAUUCGCCAGUGGGAACACCUCUUUAAAUGAUGAAUCCAAGCUUUCUCGUUUCAUGAAUUGUGUCAAUUAAACUUGAGAUCUCUUUUGAAAUACUAAAGUACAGUCAAUAGAUCACUACCAAUUUACUUUUCAGUCCUUGUGUUAGAUAUUGAAGACUAUAAAAAAACUAAAAGAUUUCGGUAACAAGCUUUCCUUCCCUUCGGUGAAGGGAAGGAAAUUUGGCACUCACUUUUUUGUCUGGUGAGGGAUUUUCAGGGCCCAAAUAACGUCGUCAGUGGUGGACGUUUGAGACGGCAAGGGUCUCCACGUAGACGGCACGGUCUCGUUGAAGAAGAGUAGAGGCAGCACUGGUAUCGAGCUAGCUCACGGAGCCGGCAUUGCGUACAGCAGUACAGCAGAACGUCUGGUCGUGCACUGAGUCGUAGAAUAGUGGAAUACAAUUGUACCAUUGUUCUUCACCCCUAUCGCAAAUUACGUAAUGUCAGGAACGGGUGGGAAAGGCGAAAUAGAAAGAUAAAUAAGAGAGAGAGAGAGAAGUAGGGUUGAACACCUUGAAAAUAGAAAAAAAUAGGAUAGAGUUGUUUCAACAAACAAAUAGAGUGUCAGGAAACAUAUCUGGAGUGGGAUAAUGUUCAAAGGUCUAGUAAUUCAGAAGUUCAAAAAAUCUUGAGCUUACCAAUGUUGAAAAUUGAGCUUGGAUGUGUCCAAUUAAAUUAUCAACAAUUGAAUAAUACAGCCUCCUGUAUUUUUGUUCAAGAGAUAAAUACUCUUCCUUGGUAUUAUUUCCAGUAUUGGGGGGUUGGUCCACGGUGGAUACAGUUUUAUCCCCACACUGAUUUGAAACCUACUGUUUUGCAUUGCUCACAUAGUAUAUCAUUUCUUUUAGUUUUCUUUUUCUUGCAAUCUUUGCAAUUGAUUACCCCUUUCCGAUAAGAUUUUAGCUCAUUUUCAAAGUCUCUUAUCACAUUCAAACAUGUCAUUAUGUCCGCUUGCUCACUUUGCAAACAUUUUAGAUCACAUUAGUUCGUGAAAAUAAUGGCAAAAAUGUGUUUAGAAGAAACACAGUCUGUAAACUUUCAAGAUACGGAAUAAAUCCCAUAGCAGUGCAUCUAUCUGCUCCUUUCCACUCAUAAUUUCCGUUUUCAUUGAUACUAUUGAAAAAAAGCUCUCUACUCUGUGAGUUUCAAUAGUGCAAGUCGAGAUGUGAAAUACCACCUGGUGGGUGUGAAGGAUAGUAUAGACUUCUUCAAAUAUUGUUGAACCACAAAUUAUAUUUUUGAAGAAUGCGAGGAGAAUGUUGAUAUCCCAUUGAUAGAAGAUAGAAAUACAUUCAACUCAAGAAUCUCAAUCAUCCCUAAUGAUAGUACAAGGUUGAUAUCAUGUGCGUAGCAAUGUGUGAAAAGGGCAGUCAGGAACAAUCUUUUUUCUGAAGACCUGUCAAGUGACCUGACAAUGGCUGCUCCAUCGUAUGUUUGAGCCACAAAUUUAUCAGCAGAGUUGUAAGUUUCUACAGAUCUUUUAACAUGAGCUAACAGUCAAUCCACGGAACAAUUAGCACUAACAUUGGUAAAUCCAAUGAACCGCUCCUCAAUGAACUCAUUUUCAUGCACAAAUCUCAGAAUUGUAGACAGCUGCAAUUUUUUCUCAUGUCAGAAGUUUCAUCUAGCAUUAUAGUAACAAAGCUUGUGUUUUUUAUCUCUCCUUGAAUUUCUUCAUUUACAAUGUCACUUAUAAUUGUUAUUAGUUCAUUUUGAAUAUCACUAGAUGUUACUUGAAAAACCAUUGUCUGUUGUCAGUCAAACCAUGACUGUUUUGGGUCUAGAUGAUUUGUUAAAUUUGUUACAUGCUUGUUAAAUGAGUGCCACCAAAUCAAGAUGAGCAUUGGUGAAUAAAGGCUCAUAAUCCUCUUGUAUUUCAAUUAACUCUUGAAUUCUUAGAACGCAAUUUUCAAAAUCCUCUAAUGUUUUCGGGAGAUUUUCAACUAAAACAAUAAACUGUUCGGCCACUUUCUUAUCUUCGAUGCCUUUAGAUAA